This is a messenger RNA of Epithele typhae, 1260 nucleotides long. RefSeq lists its product as uncharacterized. The transcript is spliced from 12 exons. The record is from RefSeq and is a predicted model, not a curated record. The coding region runs from base 1 to 1260 and encodes 419 amino acids. NCBI's taxonomy places the organism in Eukaryota, Fungi, Basidiomycota, Agaricomycetes, Polyporales, Epitheliaceae.
AUGGUUUGCACCACCAAGAAGAUGACCGUCUCCACGACGGGCGAUCUCAACGGCUCUCCCGUCACCGUCGUCGUUUGCUUCGAGCCCCAGGGCACCACCUUCGACUCCACCAUCGCCUGGCAAGUGAAGACGUUCCAGGACGGCGUUUACGACUCCACCAGUCCGUUCACCUGGACUAGCAACUACGCCUUCUCGGCUGUCCAAGACCAGAACGACCCCCAGGCGUAUCAGUACAUGAAUGGAGACACUCAGACUGCCAUGCUCCUGGACACGUCCACGACCCCGCCCACGUACUCCUUCACUAACCCGCAGGCCUCGAAGAAGCCCGCACCCAAGGUCUUCAACAAGACCGGAGCCAACGCCAACAUUGGCUGGGGCUUCAUCACGGCUAUGGGUACGAUGCAGGAGGCGAUGUGCACCGUCAACCAGUGGAACAACGUCAAGUCGGGAGACUCGCGUGUUCCCACUAAAUGGGCCCCAGUCAUGUCGAUUUACGUGAUCCCGAACUUCACGGGAUCGCUCUCGUCCGGGGAUCCGAUCUCUUCGGCCAUCGGCCAGUCUUGCCUCAAAUACCAGCAGGACCUCCGCACUCUCAGCACCGCACCUACGGCCGACUUUGAGCUCAGCUACGACCCGACGCUGAGCGACUACGUCAUCUCGGCACCCCAGGCUAAACUGCAAGCGUCGUUCGCCGCCGCCGCCGGCAGCGGCAUCGGUGCUGACAAGUCCAAGGAGACUCGCUCACGUUCGGUACAGCGCAAGUACAAUGCGACGAUCGACUUUGCUGGCAUCGGCGGCGACUUCCUCCCCGUCGUCAGCCAGAUGCUCACCACCCUCAUCUCGAUCGGCUACGAGGUCGCCGUCUCGCUCUCGGCUACCUUCGCUGAGCCCGUGGCGACCGUCGAUCUCGUUCUGCCGUACACCACGAGCUGCGGUCAGGCCGAGAGAGACGUCCUGAACGCGAUUGGCAUCAAGUACGGCGUCGCGAUCCUCGAGCGCAGCGGCCAGGCGCUGUCGUACGACCUCGGGACGUCCCGCGGCUGGACCCGGAUCAGCCCCGCGUCCGAUGACUGGAACAAGGACCGCGCUGGUAAAUUCGUCGCCAUUCCUGCCGCUGUGGAGGCGGUUGCCCCCACCAAUGGCGCAGCCGCGAAGGACGCCGCUGUGACCAAAGGCGCGGUUGCGGUCGCGGCGGUCACGGCGGAGCCUGAGGCCAUCAAGGCUGGCACUAUUCGCCGCAGGAAGCAAGUCAUCCUCUAG